ACGAACUAGCUAUUGCCAUCCACCAGGUACACUCCAAGUUUGAAAAGUUACAUAUCGUCGUUUUAUUUUGUUGGUUACUUAUUCUCUCAGAAGAGAAGACAAUGGCAGUGAGGGGCAAGCUGGAGGUGGAGGUGGAUCUCAAAUCAUCGGCCGAUCAGUUCUACGGCUUUUUCAGGAGCACCCCGCACCACCUUCCUAAUGCUUGCACUGAUGUGCACGCUGGGGAGAUUCAUGAAGGCGAAUGGCACUCUGAGGGCUCCAUUAGGAAGUGGACUUUCUCAGUGGAAGGGAAAAAAGAGACAUUCAAGGAGAAGAUACAAUUCGACGACCAGAACAAAAUCGUAACCCACGUCGGCAUCGAAGGCGAGCUGUUCAACUUUUACAAGAGCUACAAGGCCAUCUUGCAGGCCGUCCAUAAGGAUGGAGGACCCGACGUCGUCAAGGUGAUCAUCGAGUACGAGAAGCUGAACGAGAGCAUGCCCCACCCGGUCAACUAUCUCGAUGUCACGGUUAACAUGACUAAAGACAUUGAUGCUCACCUCGUCAAGGCUUAAGCCCUGCGAAAGAAGAGGAGAAGGAACUAUGACGUCUGCUUGUGUUUCGAUUAUCCAAAUAAAUAAGCUUAAGUAAAUAGGGAGUGAUCGGCACUACAACUUAGUGCUGAACUCUCUGAUAUAUUUUCGUGCCCCUCUCCAUCUCGAAUUUACUUUCUCUUUUGUUUGUGAUUAUUGAUUACUUUGAUUAAAGGUUUGCCGA
Messenger RNA from Eucalyptus grandis, 756 nucleotides. Its product is annotated as MLP-like protein 28. Gene Ontology annotation, biological process: defense response. The transcript has 2 exons. The coding region runs from base 102 to 554 and encodes 150 amino acids. NCBI's taxonomy places the organism in Eukaryota, Viridiplantae, Streptophyta, Magnoliopsida, Myrtales, Myrtaceae. The record is from RefSeq and is a predicted model, not a curated record.